This is a messenger RNA of Solanum stenotomum, 3323 nucleotides long. RefSeq lists its product as uncharacterized. The coding region runs from base 466 to 2925 and encodes 819 amino acids. Lineage: Eukaryota; Viridiplantae; Streptophyta; Magnoliopsida; Solanales; Solanaceae. The transcript has 16 exons. The record is from RefSeq and is a predicted model, not a curated record.
GUCCCCCAAACACGUUUCUCCUUCACAUCUGUUGUUCCUUUUUUCCACGCUUUCUGACUCCGGGGACACCCAUCGCCGCCGUAAACAACCACCUCCGCCGCGCCCCACCGUCACUAAUUUUAUUACAAGCUGCAAGCUUUUUUACAGCUCGAGCACCGUUGACUUAGUUAUUCCACGUUUGUUUGCUGAAAAGAAAAAGAGGAAAACAAGAAACAAGAAACUACAUUUUAGGUGUUUCUUCUUUGUUUAUCAAAACGUUAAUUGGAUCAGUGCUUGUAGGGAUCCGCUGUGAAGAUAUUUGCUGCUAGACAAUACUGGAGCAAGAUUAGCUUUUCCACAAUCGAAUUUACGAGUCGCUUUUUGAGAUCUUCAUUUGUUAUAAUCUUGUUUCUGAUUGGAAAUAUAGUGGGCUAAUACUUGGGUGAAGGGAGUUAGAGGGAUGCAAAUUUUUAGAUAUUUCAAUAGAUGUCUAUUAUAUUACGGCGCCUUCGAUGGAUGAUAACUGGUCUAAAUAAAGGAACACCAGUAACCCCUAAGAGGCUGCACAGUGCUGAUGUGCGGCCUGUGCCUCUUUCGCCACUGUCAAAGCAGCAACAAUUGCAACUACUCAAGUCCUAUUACGAGUCAAAGUCUGAGCAUAGAAAGCCUAAACAACCAAUGUUGGAGGCUGUGCAUGAGAUUUCCAUCUACAUUCACCGGUUUCACAAUCUUGAUUUGUUCCAGCAAGGAUGGUACCAGAUUAAGAUUACAAUGAGAUGGGAAAAUGGCGAUAAUGGGGUAUUAGGAACUCCAUCCAGAGUCAUCCAAUAUGAAGCUCCUGAUUUGGGUUCCGAAGAUGUAUAUGGUGUAUGGAGAAUUGAUGAUACAGAUCAUAGUUUCUCCACACAGCCUUUCCGAAUCAAAUAUGCAAGGCAGGAUAUUCUUCUCUCCAUGAUGGUCUCCUUCAACUUAUCUCUGAACAAACAUGAGGGCCCAUCGACAUCUGGUGUCAUUCUGAAAUUUGAGCUUUUCUAUGCACCUAUAUUGGAGAAUGGGACUAGUCUACAGGAUUCCUUGGAUGCUUCUCCUGCUGCAGUCCAUGAAUUUCGUCUUCCAUCCAAAGCUCUUCUAGGGUUGCACUCUUAUUGUCCUGUACAUUUUGAUGUUUUUCAUGCAGUACUGGUCGAUGUGAGUGUGCACAUCAGCCUUUUGAAAAGUGGUGUCUACACUUCCUCAAAGAAGGUACCAAGUGACCCUUGUGUGGAUGAAGAUAAUGAUAAUGAAGAUUACAAUCAGGGAAAACAAGAAAUGCUUAUUAAAGCCCUUUCAAGUGCACGGGACAUACUUCUCGAGGAGCUAGAAAAAAUUAGCAAGGCUAUAAAUCAGUCUAUCGAUUUUACUGAUUUUACUUCCAAGUUUGGUGAUAAACAAGCGUCCCAAUUUUCUGCAAGUGCAGCCACAGACUUGAUGAAUGAUAAGGCUGCAAGAGAAGUGCCAAGCAAGAUACUGAAUGACACCAAGAAACUAGAAGAUGGAGUUCUCCAGUCUCAAUCCAAGGAUGAAUUACUCCAGUUGUAUCAUUCCCUUGGUGACCAAGUCUUUUACUUAUGGAGUAUGUUUAUGAGGUUUCACAGGACUCAUAAGACAUCAAUUAUGGAUUUUCUGCGUGAGCAAUGGGCUAUUGAUCGAAGAGCUGAAUGGUCAAUAUGGAUGGUUCAUUCUAAAGUUGAAAUGCCUCACCAAUACAUAAGUAGUGACAUUGAUAGCUCUUCUUACCAUGGUUCCCGUGGGAGAGCACCUGUCCUGCGGAAGAUAUCGGAGGAUCCUGCACAGACUGCAGCUAUGAGAGCUGAUCUUCACAGAAGAAGUAUUGCGCAAAUGAGGAUCAACAGUCGAUCUAUCCAAGACAUGUUUAUAUUUGGAGAUCCAUCACGCAUCCCAAUUGUAAUUGUAGAGCGUGUUGUUAAUGCACCUUUGCGGUCAACAAGUGGAAAUUCAUACUUCAACCACCGGGAGCCAAAAGAUGUAAAUAGCCUGCUAGUUGAGACACAUUCUAAAGGCACAAAAAAGAUUCAUGGCACAACCCCUUGUCAAAAUGGCCGUGUUUUGAAGAUUGUGGUUUUUGUCCAUGGAUUCCAGGGACAUCAUUUAGACUUGCGCCUUGUUCGAAACCAGUGGCUGUUAAUAGAUCCCAAGAUGGAGUUUCUUAUGUCAGAAGUUAAUGAAGAAAAAACAGCGGGAGACUUUAGAGAAAUGGGCUUAAGGCUGGCACAAGAAGUAACUUCUUUCAUAAAAAAGAAGAUGGACAAAGCCUCGAGAUCUGGAAAUUUGAAGACUAUUAAGCUAAGCUUUGUUGGACAUUCCAUUGGGAACAUCAUAUUAAGAACAGCUUUAACAGAGAGCAUCAUGGAACCAUAUCUCAGAUUCCUUCACACGUAUGUUUCUGUAUCUGGUCCACAUUUAGGUUACCUGUACAGUUCAAAUUCUUUGUUCAAUUCUGGGUUGUGGCUCUUGAAGAAGCUCAAGGGCACACCAUGCAUACAUCAGCUUACAUUUACAGAUGACCCCGAUCUCCGGAACACAUUCUUGUACAAACUUUGCAAGCAAAGGUCCUUGGAGAAUUUCAAGAAUAUUAUUUUGUUAUCUUCACCUCAGGAUGGUUAUGUUCCAUAUCAUUCUGCAAGAAUUGAGAUGUGUCAAGCAUCUUCAGGGGACAGCUCAAAAAAGGGCAAAGUAUUUCUGGAGAUGCUGAAUGAAUGCUUGGACCAGAUACGUGCUCAGUCAUCCGAGCAUCGAGUAUUCAUGAGGUGUGAUGUCAACUUUGACACAACAUUGCAAGGAAGGAACUUGAAUACGAUCAUUGGAAGGGCUGCUCAUAUAGAGUUCUUGGAGUCUGACACUUUUGCCAAGUUCGUAAUGUGGUCAUUUCCUGAGUUGUUUACAUGACUUGUGGGCUGGUCAAUUUCAUCACAACUGAACUCCCAUCUCCUGGAGCCUGCCUACCAUGUAACCUGAACCUCAAAAAAUGGUUAUGGCUCUAGGAUGUCCAGGGCCUCGACACACUCAUAACCAUGAAUAUGGAAUGCUGUGGUAAGUCAUUCGCUGCAAGGUGAUUUUGGUGAAGCUGCUCAGUUAUAUAACUCUAUAGCACUGUUACAAUGGUAGCAAAUGCAGGAAAGCUUAACGACUAAUCUACGUUUAGUGGCGAUCACAAUAUUUUUGGACUUGGAAUUCCUAGCAUCAAUAUGUUGUGCAGUAAUAGAAUCAUCAGGUCUAACAAAAAUCAAUUGUAGCAAGUUAGACAAGUUGUUUUUAAUAUUAUCAAAUUAUAUUCUUAUGGGGAA